This is a messenger RNA of Drosophila hydei, 477 nucleotides long. RefSeq lists its product as uncharacterized. Lineage: Eukaryota; Metazoa; Arthropoda; Insecta; Diptera; Drosophilidae. The transcript has 2 exons. The coding region runs from base 1 to 213 and encodes 70 amino acids. The record is from RefSeq and is a predicted model, not a curated record.
AUGAGAAAUCCGCUGUGGUUCAUAUUUUGGCUGAUUGUGUUGAUCUUGGUAUCGCUGGUUGUGGCAAUCGUUGGCGCUUUCUUCUACAUUUGGACAUAUUUGUUGGCCCAAUGCUGCGGCUGUUUUCGGAGCGCCGCCGACUUCUUUUUGAAGUGUCUGCAAUUUCCAGGGUAUUGUGCGGCCGCCAUGUUGAGCUGCCAGUCGUUGUGCUAGGCUCAGUAAUCGUUUAUCGAAACACAACAAUUAUCGAUGUAUUUUCUUUUUCUUAGUCGGGCCACGCACUCAACGCCCACAUCACACAUCAAUGCAAGACAAUCAGCGAGCGACCAAUAGAUUAGCCUUUCAGAUAAGUAAAAAUAGGCUUCGCCAAUGUACAAGGCACACAGACAUGUUAACGAUAUCUUAACUUUUUUUUAUAUAUAUAUAUAUAUAUAUGUGCGAGAUAUACACACAUGUAUGGCAUGUGUCAUCCAAUAA